AUGGCCGCCACUAAUUAUACUAGUAACAACAACAAGGAGAAGAUCAUUAAACGUCUCGAUUGGAUCCGACAAGACUUCACAUUGACUCCCGCUAUAUUUAAAGCCAUUGUAGAAGGAUUCAAGCAAGAAUGCGACCAAGGCCUCAACACAGCAUCAGCUUCAGGGCUUGCCACCAUGAUCCCAUCCUACGUUACUCGUCUUCCAACAGGUCAUGAAACCGGAAUUUACCUCGCCCUUGAUCUCGGUGGCAGCACAUUACGCGUCUGUGCAGUGCAACUCCUAGGCCAAGGACAAGUCAAUGUUACCGAAGUUCGACGCUCGAUUACGGACCAGUUACGAACAUCCUCAACCAUUGUUUUCUUUGAUUGGAUCGCCGACACGGUUGCGGAGCUGUAUGCAUUACUGCCAAACCAACAUGUAGCACGCGACAAUGAUGCAUCACCUCCACCGCAGCUGGCCAUGGGCGUAAGCUGGAGCUUUCCAUUAGACCAAACAGGGAUCAGCAAAGGUACCAUACUCCGCAUGGGCAAGGGGUUCACCGUUACAGAUGGGAUCGACGGCCAGGACCUCGCCACCUUUUUCCUUGAAGCUUUCCAACGCAAGAAUAUCCCCGUGGUUGUCACUGCCAUUGUCAACGAUACCAUAGGAGCUCUUGUUGCACACGCAUACAGCAAUCCACAAGCCCGGGUUGGCUUCAUCUACGGCACUGGUGUGAAUGCUGCGUACCCAGAAAAAGUAUCACGGAUCAUCAAGCUCAACGUCGCCGAAUGGCAGGACACUGCCACUGAAAUGCUUGUCAAUACCGAAAUAGAUAUUUUUGGAAAUGAGUCCUACUUGCCACUCACACGUUUCGAUCGUGCCUUGGAUGCAAGCCACGCACAACCUGGGUUCCAACCAUAUGAGAAAAUGAUGUCUGGAGCCUAUCUUGGCGAGCUGGUGCGACUUGUCGCUGUUGAUCUCGUGAAUGAUCGAGAGUUGUUUGAUGGCCAUGUGCCGUACCUGUUGGCUCAACCGUGGUCCUUCUUAACUGCUCAUAUGAGUGAAAUCGAAGGAUACUCAAGUGAUGAUCAUCAGCUUGUUGUCAGUCGCGUUACCGAGUUGCUUCAAUUUGCCGAUAACUAUACCCCCACUGAAGCUGAUAUCGAUGUCUUUUUGGAUAUCUGCGUCAUGGUGUCUACGCGUGCUGCUGGACUUGCUGCUGCCGCCCUCGUUGCCAUUAUCGAACAACAAUCGUUUAAACCCGAUCAAGACAUUGUCGUUGGUGUGAACGGCACGACAUUUGAAAUGUACCCAGGCAUGCCACAACGGAUCCACCGAGCGCUGGAACAAUGGUUCGGCGAAAGCAUAGCCAAGCGUAUCAAAUUAGAAGUGGCUCGUGACGGCGGAAGUAUUGGUGCCGCCCUUGUUGCCAUGCUGUACCAAGAAGGGUAA
Molecule: messenger RNA, 1431 nt
Organism: Zychaea mexicana
Lineage: Eukaryota; Fungi; Mucoromycota; Mucoromycetes; Mucorales; Lichtheimiaceae
Exons: 4
Coding region: 1-1431 (476 amino acids)
Biological process (GO): intracellular glucose homeostasis; glycolytic process; glucose 6-phosphate metabolic process
Cellular component (GO): cytosol; mitochondrion
Molecular function (GO): glucokinase activity; fructokinase activity; mannokinase activity
Source: RefSeq, a predicted model, not a curated record